AUGUUAAAUGUGUCCAUGGAGUCGGUGGGCAUGAGCUAUGUCAUCACGGCUGCCGAGUGCGAGCUCGGCCUCACCAGCGAGGACAAGGGAUUGAUCACAGCUGCUGCUUUUAUUGGUAUAGUCACUACGUCCUUCCUAUGGGGCUACAUGGGAGAUAGAUACGGGCGACGGGCUGUGAUGCUGCCGGCAAUGAUCACUUCCGCUGCGUUUUCCAUCGCGUCUUCAUUUUCCACUAACGUUUGGAUGAUUUUGGUCUUGAGGAUACUAACUGGAUGCUUAGUGUCUGCAUCAAGCGCGACGGUGUACGCAUAUUUGGGGGAGAUGCACGUGGCCUCCAAACGAGCUUCGGCAAUCGCGUGGGGCUCUGCGUUCAUCUCAUUCUCCUUCAUCAUUUUACCAGGUCUUGCGUGGUUAAUUAUACCAGGAAAAUGGUCCUGGCAGUGGGGAGCAAUGAGGUUGUCACCAUGGAGGGUGUUCAUGUGGUCCUGGUGUGCCCCUGGAUUGUUAGCGAGUUUGGCUUUGCUGGUAUUGCCUGAGUCGCCGAGGUAUCUUCUAGCAGCGAAAGGACCGCAGGCGGCGUUGCCAGUCCUCGCUACAAUGUACGCGUGGAACGAGGGGAAAACUGCAGACUGCUUUCCAGUAUUAAAAGUGGCAUCAACCAACAUAGAGUCAACUAAGAGUGGGUUUAUAGGUGCCAUGCAGAACAUAUCGUUGCUGUUCCGUCCGCCGCUGCUGCGCUGCGUGCUCAUCUCGCACAUCUCUAUGUUUGCCGUGUUUAUGCUAUCCAGCGGCCUGUAUAUGUGGGUCCCCGAUAUACUGAACAACAUUCUGAACAGUAAAAGCGAGUACAGCAUCACAAUCUGUGAGAUCAUUCACAACAAGUUCCAAGUGGCCAGGAAUAACGCACUGAUGGUGACCGAUAAUAAUGCUUGCCAUACUGAAGUGUCCGUGGGGGUUUUCCCCAUAUCAAUGGGCAUGGGGGCAGUGUUUGCUAUCACCUACUUGGCCAUCGGACUCUUCAUUAAUAAGAUAGGAAAGAAAACCCUGUAUUGUGGUAUUAUGUUCAUUUGCGGUAUCGCCACAAUAGGGGCGGCAUUUGUCCCUCAAGGUGGAGCGGCCACUGCCCUCUUAAUCGUAGCUCUGUGUUCGGGGUGUGCGGCUUCAAUUCUCGCCGCUAUUUCUGUCGAUGUGUUUCCUACAUGUUUGAGAGCAAUGGCGAUGUGCAUGAUGUACAUGGUGGGUCGUGCGGGCGCGGCCGUUGGUUCCAAUCUGCUCGGGGCCACGUUGGAUAUGCAUUGCCAGCUCGCUUUUACGUUCCUCGGUGCAUUUACAUCCGGUUCUAUAUUGCUGAUGUUCUUCUGGCCGAAGCCGGAGAAAAUACGCGCGAUAAUGGAGCAAAAGGGUCUAUGUUACUAA
Parnassius apollo (apollo) is the source of this 1416-nucleotide messenger RNA. The record is from the annotation of a GenBank genome assembly. Lineage: Eukaryota; Metazoa; Arthropoda; Insecta; Lepidoptera; Papilionidae.